CAUGGCCCUUGUCCCAUAGAAAUAUACAGAAUAUUUACUUUUUUAUCUUAUUUUCAGAAUAUAGUAGAUCUUCCAGAUAAUGUUCUGUUGAACAUAUUCCAGUUCUUCAAUGUGAUAGAACUUAUUAGAUCGUUUGCCUUUCUUCAUCCCAGGUUUAGUGACAUAAUCAACAACAACUCUGUGCUGUGGAAAACAGUUGCAUCUGAUGAUCAGCUCACUAUUAACAAAGACAACUUACAUACAAUAUUGAAACAUGCAAGAUGCAUAGAAGUAUUUGCAAUCAGCUAUCCAAUAUUACACAUCCC
Molecule: messenger RNA, 305 nt
Organism: Owenia fusiformis
Lineage: Eukaryota; Metazoa; Annelida; Polychaeta; Sabellida; Oweniidae
Source: the annotation of a GenBank genome assembly